Messenger RNA from Ctenocephalides felis (cat flea), 966 nucleotides. Its product is annotated as HIV Tat-specific factor 1 homolog. The coding region runs from base 73 to 966 and encodes 297 amino acids. The record is from RefSeq and is a predicted model, not a curated record. The transcript is spliced from 5 exons. NCBI's taxonomy places the organism in Eukaryota, Metazoa, Arthropoda, Insecta, Siphonaptera, Pulicidae.
UUUAAGUAAUUAAUUUUCCAAAUUAAAUAAUUAAUUAAUUAGUUUAUUUAUAAUUAAUUAAAUUUCUUAACAAUGUUUAUAUCACAGACACAAAUGGCAAAGCUUGCUUUGCUCAUUUGUUUAUUUGGAAUACAAACGGGUGCGGCCAGCAAAAAGCAUUUUAAAUAUGCUAUAGAUGACUUAAAGUGUCCCGGCUACAACGAAGUCUACACCGAAUGUUACGGCCCCUGCGACACAACCUGCAACGAUAUCUACGACCUCCAAAAAAUCACCAAAUGCAGAUUCAACCACUCUCCAACCAUCGUCAGUUCCGAAGAAGAAGAAUCCUACGAAGAUCAAAGCCAGGAAGAUGACGACACUGACCACCAUUCUUCGAGCCAAGAAUUCGAUAAAUGGUCCGACGAGGAAGAAGAAGAUGAUGAUGAUGAUCAUGAUGAUGAAUCCAGUGAAGAAAAAGAAACUGAGGAGGAUUCUAAGGAAAAUUUGUGCCAGGAGGGUUGUAUUUGCAAGAAGGGCACUGCCAGAGAUAGUUCAGGGAUCUGUGUGCCUUUUGUUACUUGUGAUAGGAAGUUCUUCAAUGUGGCUCUUGGGCAAAGAUCUUUUGAUGAUGGUGAAGAGUUUGUGGGGCAGAUUGGAAGGGAUAUUCAGAAUGCGCAACAGCCAGAGUCAAUUGGCAAACACGAGGAAUACGAAGAAGAGAUAGUAGCCUUGGAUUGUGACGACAACGAUGAAACCAAAUGCAAAACGCGCAAAAUUCCUGAAGAAAUUCAAGAAUUAGUCAGGAAAAGACCUGACUUGAUUUUGCCAAUUUUGGGAAUCACUACAUCAACGGACUCUCAAGAAGAAUCUUUAGACUAUUGGAACAAAAACGUGAACGAUAGCAAAAUUUGGCAGUAUCAACAAGAAGAAGAUAACAGUGAUGGCCAUAUAACUUCUUCCGGAAAUGUUUUUUGGUACAGAAGUUGA